Molecule: messenger RNA, 3380 nt
Organism: Zeugodacus cucurbitae (melon fly)
Lineage: Eukaryota; Metazoa; Arthropoda; Insecta; Diptera; Tephritidae
Gene: drl
Product: tyrosine-protein kinase Drl
Exons: 4
Coding region: 497-2389 (630 amino acids)
Biological process (GO): protein phosphorylation; axonogenesis; cell surface receptor protein tyrosine kinase signaling pathway
Cellular component (GO): signaling receptor complex
Molecular function (GO): protein kinase activity; ATP binding
Source: RefSeq, a predicted model, not a curated record
AGUUGACAGUUCCUGGAAAAUCGUCACGGUGAACAUAUCUCAGAGCUUGUGCGGCAUAAAUCCAAAUUUCGGUGAUGCUGCGUGUGUAGACGAAAGUGCGAAACACAUAGUCACGUCAAGCUGAAAGGCGUACUUUUAAGAGUAUGUGAGUGGGAGAAGCUGCACAUUUUGACACAUUUAAAAUAAAAAUAAAAAUCAAAAAUUGUUUAUAUCUAUGAACGCGCGCUGUUCGAAAUUGGUUUGCAGCGCAUGCAUUUCCGGCAAACACAGAAAAAGAGUUUAAAGCAAAAAAAUAGUGGUAAAUAAACAAAAAAAUUGAAUUUAAUAAGCAAGAAAUUGAAGAUUUUCGAAAUUGUGUAAAGUGUGUAGAGAAAAAUAAUAAUAAUAAAAUAAUCGUGUUUGUGGCAAGUUAGCAACAAAUCAACAGUUAUUUAUAAAUAUAACCAGCAAGUAACGUGCAGCGAAUUAUAAAAGUGCUAAAUAAAAAUUGAAGUUUAUGAAAAUAAAAAUGUCACUCUCAACUAAUCUAACAUUUGCCUUUGGAUUAUUCAUGUUCUGCGGAGCGCUGGUGCAUUGCCAUCUCAAUGUUUACCUCAAUCUGCACGAGGUGAUGCGAUUAAUAGGUGUCUCGGCUGAGCUGUAUUACGUGCGCGAUGGUCAGGUCAACGAUUAUGCGCUCAACUUUGCCGUUCCUGUGCCGGCGAACGUCAACGAGAUCUCCUUUACGUGGCAGAGUCUAGCCCAUCAUCCGCUCCCAUAUAGUGUCAACAUUAUUACAUCAGAGCCGUUCGUACUACCACGGCCCAUGUUGAAUAUUUCACGCAUCGGCGAAAUUCCGUUGGAGCCGCAAACUUUCGCCGUCAGUUUGAAAUGCUCUGGCACACGCGACGCUGAAGUUGAGGUUACCAUCGCCAUCGAAAUAAUACUGGACCGAAAGACGAAUAACAUAACAGAUUUGAUGUUCAAACGUAAAAAAAUCUGUCUUGCUGGCCCACAGGACGACGGUCGCCAUGCGAGUAACGGUGGUGGUGUCGGCAAUAUGAACAAACAUAUUAACCAACCGAUAGAGGGUAUUUUGGAAGAAGCUACUGGUGGUCACGUUGCGCAUGAAAACGAAGGGAUUAAGGUCGGUGCGGAUGGUAUCAGCCGGCAUGCGACUAGUAGCGAUGAACAGCGCACGACGGAUGAAAAUGUGUUGGGCGGCGGUCGACUCAGCGGUCCAGGUACUAUUUUGCAUGAUUUCGAUCCAAUGCUAAAGGAGACACUUGCGCCACCAACCAGCGGUGUAACAACACUCAUAAUAGGCGGUAUACUGGCACUGAUACUGGUUGUUACACUAAUUGUUAUUGCUUACUGCGCCAAGGGUCCGACGAAGCGACAAAAUCACGGUGUACAUCUCAUUAAAACCUCAAGCUUUCAACGCCUACCAACCAUAUCGUCGACUGCACACAAUUCUAUCUAUGUGUGUCCCUCAGUUAUCACGCCUACAUAUGCGACACUCACACGCCCAUUCCGAGAGUACGAACAUGAACCGGAGGAGUUCAAUCGCCGUCUUAACGAAUUGACGGUACAAAAGUGUCGUGUACGGCUUUCUUGCUUGGUGCAAGAGGGCACGUAUGGACGCAUCUAUAAGGGUACUUACAACGAUUGCCAAGAGGUACUGGUUAAAACUGUCGCCCAACAUGCCAGUCAAAUGCAAGUGUCACUUUUGCUGCAGGAAGGUAUGAUGCUAUACGAUGCGGCACAUCCCAAUGUACUAUCGGUCUUAGGCGUUACAAUCGAGGACUUCACCACCCCAUUUGUGCUCUAUCCAGCGGGCAACAAUACCCGAAAUUUGAAGUUAUUCUUACAGGAGCCAGCAUAUGCGCGUAGCGUUACCACCAUCCAGACAGUGCUGAUGUCCUCGCAGCUGGCAAUGGCUAUGGAGCACUUACAUAAUCACGGUGUAAUUCAUAAGGAUGUAGCGACCAGGAACUGUGUUAUUGAUGAUCAACUGCGCGUCAAACUUACCGACAGUUCGUUGAGUCGCGAUCUUUUCCCCGCUGAUUAUAACUGCUUGGGUGACGGUGAGAAUCGGCCCAUUAAAUGGAUGUCACUUGAGACCAUACAAAAGAAGCACUACAACGAGGGCAGCGAUGUGUGGUCGUUCGGCGUGCUAAUGUGGGAGAUGUGCACACUGGGUAAACUGCCUUACGCCGAGAUAGAUCCAUACGAAAUGGAGCAUUACUUGAAGGAUGGCUAUCGCCUGGCACAACCCUACAACUGUCCAGAUGAAUUAUUUACCAUUAUGGCCUACUGCUGGGCAGUACUACCGACGGAGCGUCCCUCAUUUAGCCAAUUGCAAAUAUGCCUUUCGGAAUUCCACACGCAAAUCACAAGAUAUGUUUAAGGUUUCGAAGCGACUUGGAAUCGGUAGUUGUCCGAACCAUGGCUCGUAUGGUAAAAAUGGCGCUGUUGUACAUAAGUAAGAGUAGUGCAGUGAGUAGUGUUCUGCAGUUGAACCCAAUUAGACUUAAAAACCCAAAGACAGAUAAUUAAGUGGCAAGUAGGUAUAUUCUUAUAUACAUACAUAUGUAUGUUGAUGUAUACAGCAAAAGUUGAUUAUAUACAUAUAAUGUGCAUAUGUUUGUGUCGAUGUGUAUAAAAAGUAGGUGAUAAGAGAAGACAGAAAGCUUUUUAAUACCUUAUGUUUCAUUAAGUUAAGCUAUAAAAUAUUAUUAAUGUUUUAUCGAAAUACGUAAAAAAUGAUUAUUAGAGUAGAGAAAUCGAACGUGUUAUUAACGAAUGGCAACUCAAAAGUGCCAAAUAUGAGUUUCAUGCGACAGUCAGUAGAAUUGUUCGUCCCACAAGCUGUAGUGUAAUAAGCUUUAAACAAAUGAAGUGUAGAAAAAAAUGUUGAAUAUAUGACCCUUGUAACUCAUGGUCCCCGACACGUUUUUGAGCCUUCAAUAAACACUUAAUUAUAAGUAGUAUUUACCUAUGUAUAUAUGUAUGUAUGUAAGUACUUAUGUGGGUGUCCGUGUUUAAGCCUUUGAUGUAAAUGUAAAUGUUGCUAGGUAAUGACAGUUUAAUAUCUCUAAGCUCGUAAGCUCAUAAUUCUUAAGUGCAUAAUUAGUAUAUGAAAUGAAUGUGCACACACCUAACUGUAAUCCAUAUAGUCUAGACGUGCAUAUCCAUAUGCACAUUUACAGGUAUAUUUAGUUACUGUUCACCCCUCCACUCAGGUCUAGUUCUUAUCCCGUAUAUUGUAUACAUAUUUACAUAUAUAUUUCUUAAGUUUUCAACAUUUUACACUAUCGUUUCCUACUAUAAGCGAGUUUCCAACCUGUAGUAGCUAAUCUAAACUUUAACUGAAACGAAAUAAACGUCCAAAAAUCGAA